GACACACCUGGCGCGGCGCCGCCCCUCGGCCCGCCCGGGAGCCGCCCGCUGCGGAGCGAGCCGGCUGCUUCCCCGAGGCGCGGAGCGGCGGCCCCAUGGCGCUGGCCGAGCUCUACACGCAGUACAACAGGGUUUGGAUCCCUGAUAAUGAAGAAGUUUGGCAGUCUGCUGAAAUCACAAAGAACUACAAAACAGGAGACCAUGUGCUUCACCUACUAUUAGAAGAUGGAACUGAAUUGAAAUACCCUGUUGAUCCAGCACCUUUGCCACCUCUACGAAAUCCUGACAUACUUGUUGGUGAAAAUGAUCUCACAGCACUUAGCUAUCUCCAUGAACCUGCUGUUCUACACAAUCUUAGAGUUCGUUUUGUGGAGUCAAAACUUAUCUACACUUAUAGUGGAAUCAUUUUGGUUGCAAUGAACCCCUAUAAACAGUUGCCAAUAUAUGGGGAUGCCAUUAUCCAUGCAUAUAGUGGGCAGAACAUGGGGGAUAUGGAUCCACAUAUAUUUGCUGUAGCGGAAGAGGCUUACAAACAAAUGGCAAGAAACAACAUGAAUCAGUCUGUUAUCGUCAGUGGAGAAUCAGGAGCUGGAAAAACUGUGUCUGCUAGAUAUGCUAUGAGAUACUUUGCCACAGUCAGUAAGUCAAACAGCAAUGCGCACGUGGAGGAUAAAGUACUGGCAUCCAACCCAAUAACAGAGGCUGUAGGCAAUGCGAAAACAACACGCAACGAUAAUAGCAGUCGGUUCGGGAAGUACACUGAAAUCAGUUUUGAUCAGAUACACCAAAUCAUUGGAGCCAACAUGAGGACGUACCUGCUUGAGAAAUCCAGAGUUGUCUUUCAAUCAGAGAAUGAACGAAAUUACCACAUAUUCUACCAGCUGUGUGCUUCUGCUCUGCAACCAGAAUUUAAGCACCUUAAAUUGGGGCAUGCAGAAGAAUUUAAUUAUACAAGAAUGGGCGGCAACACUGUUAUUGAAGGAGUCGAUGACAGAGCAGAUAUGAUGGAGACCCAGAAGACGUUCACUCUACUAGGUCUGAAGGAGGAUUUGCAGAUGGAUGUUUUUAAAAUACUGGCAGCCAUCCUACACUUAGGCAAUGUGCAAAUGACGGCUGUCGGUGAUGAAAAAUCUUCAGUCAGUCUGGAGGAUAAACAUCUCAAUAUAUUCUGUGAACUUCUGGAUUUAGACAAUGACAAAGUGGCACAAUGGUUGUGCCACCGAAAAAUUAUCACUACCUCAGAGACUGUAAUAAAGCCUAUGACAAAACUCCAAGCUCUUAAUGCAAGGGAUGCUUUGGCAAAGAAGAUCUAUUCUCACCUGUUUGACUUCAUUGUGGAAAGAAUUAACAAAGCUUUGCAUUUUUCUGGAAAGCAGCACACUUUUAUUGGUGUUUUGGACAUUUAUGGAUUUGAAACUUUUGAUGUGAACAGUUUUGAACAGUUUUGCAUCAAUUAUGCUAAUGAAAAACUGCAACAACAAUUUAACCAGCAUGUCUUUAAACUUGAACAAGAGGAAUACAUGAAGGAAGACAUUCCAUGGACUCUAAUAGACUUUUAUGACAACCAACCAGUCAUUGACCUUAUUGAAGCUAAAAUGGGCAUUUUAGAGCUGCUAGAUGAAGAGUGCUUGUUACCUCAGGGGACUGAUGAAAAUUGGCUUCAAAAACUAUAUAAUAAUUAUAACAACAAGAACCCAUUCUUUCAAAAACCCAAAAUGUCAAACACGUCUUUUAUCAUCCAGCACUUUGCUGAUAAGGUAGAGUACAAAUCUGAAGGAUUUCUGGAAAAAAACAGAGAUACAGUGUAUGAAGUAUUGAUUGACAUCUUGAAAAACAGCAAGUUUCAUCUGUGUGCAAACUUUUUUCAAGACCAUCAAGUGCCCAUUUCACCCUUCCGGUCAACUAUAACAGUCAAAUCUGCAAAAACAGCGGUCAAGCCACCUAAGAAACAGUUCCGGACGACGGUUGGCAAUAAGUUCCGCAGUUCUUUGUAUUUACUUAUGGAAACACUUAAUGCAACCACUCCUCACUAUGUACGAUGCAUAAAGCCAAAUGAUGAGAAGUUACCAUUUGAGUUUGACUCAAAAAGGGUGGUGCAACAACUGCGAGCAUGUGGUGUUUUGGAAACUAUUCGAAUUAGCUCACAGAGCUAUCCAUCCAGGUGGACCUACAUGGAAUUUUUCAGCCGGUACAGCAUUCUCAUGACGCAGCAUGAACUAUCUUUAAGUGACAAGAAAAAGAUUUGCAAGACUGUUUUGCAGAGUCUAAUCCAGGAUCCUAACCAGUAUCAGUUUGGGAGAACAAAAAUUUUCUUUAGAGCAGGGCAGGUUGCUUAUUUAGAAAAACUGCGGUCAGAUAAACUGAGAAAAGCGUGCAUCGUGAUCCAAAAGAACAUUCGAAGCUGGCAUCAACGGAAGAAAUUUCUCCGUAUAAAACAAGCAGCUGUUAUAAUACAGCAGUACUUCCGUGGACAGCGGACUGUACGGCAAGCUAUCACUGCUACAGCUCUAAAGCAAGCAUGGGCUGCUAUAGUUAUUCAGAAGUACUGUCGGGGAUAUAUUGUCCGUAAACUUUGCCAGCUCAUCAGUGUGGCUGCUAUAACAAUCCAAGCUUAUGUGCGAGGAUUUCUAGCAAGGAAGAAAUUCCAAAAGAUGCUCAAGGAACACAAGGCUGUAAUCCUUCAGAAACAUGCCCGUGCUUGGCUUGCAAGACGCAGAUUUCAGAAUAUUCGGCGAUUUGUGUUGAAUAUCCAGCUUUCGUACAGAGUUCAGCGACUGCAGAAGAAACUAGAAGACCAGAACAAAGAAAAUCAUGGCUUACUGGAGAGGCUGACUCACCUGGCUUCGACUCAUGCGAAUGACCUAGAUUCAAUCCAGAAACUUGAAUUAGAGCUUGAAAAAUUAGCAACACAAAAGAGAACCUCUGAGGAAAAAGGAAAGAAAUAUAAGGAGGACGCUGAACAGAAACUCUCAAAACUUGAGAAACAGAAUGCAGAACUGCAAGAACAAAAAACAUUCUUAGAACAGAAGCUCCAAGAGGAAACCGAGGAAAUGAAAGACAAAAUGGAUGACCUCACAAAACAAUUGUUUACCAAUGUACAACAAGAAGAAAGACAAAGAAUAAUACGUGAGAAAAAGUUCCAAAAUGAGAAGCAAGACUAUGAAAAAGAGAUUGAGUCAUUAAAGGGAGAAAUUAAGACUCUCAAAGAAGAGAAAAUUAAGCUGCAAGAUCAAAUUCAGGAAGAACAUAUCAUUCAGGAUGGCUUAAAACUGGAAGUAGGACAACUUAAAAAACAGGCAAAGAUGAUACCUGAAUUGCAAAAGGAAAUUGAACUGCUUCAGACACAGAAAAUGGAUGUGGAAAAGCAGGUCCGAUCCCAGAAGCGAGAAAUGAGAGAAAAGGUGUCAGAAGUUGCGAAACAAUUUAUUGAGAGCUAUGAUGUUGAGGAUGUAAGAAGCAGGCUGUCCACAGAAGAUUUGGAACAUUUAAAUGAAGAUGGAGAACUUUGGUUUGCUUAUGAGGGCCUGAAAAAAGCCACAAGAGUGUUGGAAAGCCAAUUCCAGUCUCAGAAAGAAAACUAUGAAAAGGAGAUUGAAGCUUUGAACUUUAAAGUUGAACAUCUUAGUCAAGAAAUUAUCCAUUUACAAAAGCUGUUUAGGGAGGAAAAUGACAUAAAUGACAGCAUCCGACUUGAAGUUAGUAGACUAACAUCGGAAAACAUGAUGAUCCCAGACUUUAAACAGCAGAUUUCUGAACUUCAAAAGCAAAAGAUGGAUCUUGAACAACGCCUUCAAGAACAAGCUGCCAAGACGAAAGGAAAAAUGGAAGACAUGCCUAAUCAGGUGCAUCACAGUCUGUCAGAGGAAGGUCAAAGGAGGACACUGGAAGACCAGACUAAAAUACACACAAAAGAAGAAGAGAAGCAGAUUGCCACAAUCCAAGAAAUUCAGGAGGCAAACAAUCGCCUAAAGGAGCAACAUGAAAUUGAGAAUGAAGUAAAGAGCAAGAUAAAGCAGGAGGCAUUUCAUCUUACUCUGGAAAACAUGGAUCUUGAAGAAGAGUUAGACAUGAAAGACAGAGUAAUAAAAAAAUUGCAGGAUCAGAUCAAGACUCUUACCAAGACUAUUGAAAAAGCCAAUGAAACACAUGUGCCAGCUGUGCCUAAAGAGUAUAUUGGAAUGAUGGAGUACGUAAAGGAAGACGAAGCAAGAAUUAUUAAAAAUCUCAUCCUUGAUCUAAAGCCACGUGGAGUGGUAGUGAAUAUGAUUCCGGGCCUACCAGCUUACAUCCUGUUCAUGUGUGUGAGAUAUGCUGAUUAUGUGAAUGAUGGUGACAUGCUGAAAUCUUUCAUGAGUAUAACCACUAAUGGUAUCAAACAAGUUAUUAAGGAACACGCUGAAGAUUUUGAGAUGAUGUCCUUUUGGCUCUCCAAUACGUAUCAUUUUCUUAACUGUUUGAAACAAUACAGCGGGGAAGAGGAAUUCAUGAAGCAAAAUACUCCACGUCAGAAUAUGAACUGUUUGAAGCAUUUUGAUCUUUCAGAAUACAGACAAAUUCUUAGUGACUUGGCCAUUCGUAUCUAUCACCAACUCAUUCUUGUAAUGGAGAAUAACAUUCAGCCAAUGAUAGUGCCAGGUAUGCUUGAAUAUGAAAGUCUCCAAGGAAUUUCUGGCAUGAAACCUACAGGAUUCCGUAAACGUUCUUCUAGUAUAGAUGACACCGAUACCUACACAAUGACCUCCAUCCUGCAACAGCUCAGCUAUUUUUAUAGCACCAUGUGCCAGAAUGGCUUGGACACAGAGCUUCUAAAGCAGGCAGUGAAGCAGCUUUUCUUUCUGAUUGGAGCUGUCACCCUUAAUAGUCUUUUCCUCCGCAAGGACAUGUGCUCUUGUAGGAAAGGAAUGCAGAUAAGAUGUAAUAUCAGCUACUUAGAAGAAUGGCUUAAAGAAAAGAAUCUGCAGAGCAGUUCUGCCAAGGAAACUUUGGAACCUCUCUCUCAGGCAGCCUGGCUCCUUCAGGUCAAAAAGAUCACAGAUGAGGAUGCCAAGGAGAUAUAUGAACGCUGUACAUCCCUGUCUGCUGUGCAGAUAGUAAAGAUCCUCAAUUCAUACACUCCUAUAGAUGAUUUUGAGAAAAGAGUGUCCCCAUCAUUUGUUCGUAAAGUCCAGACUGUGCUCAAUAAUCGAGAGGAUAUUCCACAAUUGAUGCUAGAUACCAAAUAUCUCUUUCAAGUGACAUUUCCUUACACCCCAUCUCCACAUGCCUUGGAAAUUAUACAAAUUCCCAGCAGUUUCAAACUUGGCUUUCUCACAAGGGUGUAAUACAAAAAUUCAAAAGGAUUUUCCACCCUGUCCUCAAAGACUAAAUGAAGAGCAAACUUUUAUGACUCAUUUUCCCGCAACUGGGAUAUAGUGCAGUGGCUUACUGUGAAAUAUACUUUUAAAAACUACUUUGGAAUCAGGACAUCAGCAGUAGGAAUAAAGUAUAUGCCAGCCUACAAACCUCUUCUUUCUUUUCUAAGUAUUAUCCAUUUUCCACUGCAUUUUUACAAAGGGCGAUACUAUAUCCAGCAGCUAUACACCUUACAGUUUUGGAGUCCUUUGAAGAAAGUUUAUGUUAGAGACAAAUUUGUAUUGGUGCUUCAUGUUCUUUGACAGAUCGCCAGUGAGGGAACAACAUGCUCAGUCUCUCUCAUGGGGUAACUACUACUAUGUUAUAAUCUCUCAUGGUGCUGUUUUCUUUCACAUGAGAUGUUUUCCCUAGGAGUUCCUCUCACUGGCUUGAUAUGAUGUAUUUAUUUUGCAGCAGUCUUCACCCAGUUAGAUUUCCUGUGGCAUUAUUCCAUCUGUGAAGGCAGUCUAACAACAAACAACAAUAAAAUUACUGUUUUGUGCCCGCAGAAGAGUGGAGCAAUAGAAAAUGGAAGGUCUUCCUAUAGUAGUUUAAAAGGCAAUGCAAAUUGCUACACUGACCCUAGGGACAGCUCUGAUGUCAGUAUGAGGAAGAGAAUUGCUUCUGCAGACCCAUGCUGGCUUUUUCAUAUGUGUGCUGACUUGCUCACUCAGACAUUAUAGUUCAGGCGGAGGAGACCAUAUUAGCAUCCAUUUAAAGUAGAUAUGGGGUUGAGACCCUUAAUUUGGAGGAAGAGUUCAGUUCCCCUUUGCAAAAUUCAGGGGUAUUCAAGUCUGGGGUUUUGGUUCAGCCCAUUACAGUGAUAAAGCCAACUGUAAAAUUGAGAUCAAAAUCCAGGUUUGCAUUUUAAACUUCUGUUCCUUCAAAGGGGGAUGGAGGUAGGGUUGGACUUGGACCCAUCUCUAGUGUCAUGUAAUUGCAAAACACCUAGAGAGCCCAUUCACUCUCCCCUCCCCUUUUUUUUGUUUUUGUUUUUUGUUGAUCAGGUGCUAAGAAUACAAAUAGGUUGGUAGAGACUGUUGCGUCUCGAGCAAUGACAUUUAAUAGUCUAGAGGUGAGCUAGGAAAAAUAACAAUUGAGUUUAAUAUGAGCAUAACUAGACUGCAUGUCAUGGAAAGAAUAUUUCAAGCUUCUGCAGAACAUCCUGCACAUUCCACCUUUAAAACUCAACCAAGGGAACACCCACAUAUCUUAUUUGUAGAGCUCAUCACUUUGGGAGAUGUUCACUUGCCACAGUGAUUGGUGCUGUAGGAGAACCUAGACAGCCAGACAAGGGCCCAGUCCUGCCAGCACUAAUUGCAGAGGGUUGUGUUCACCACAGGUGAUAAGUCAGUGGGACUGCACCCAGUAAUAAGCGUUUGCAGCAAUGGCUCUAAGAUGACCUGCAAAGCAUUUGUACAAAUUUGAGGAGAGGUGAAGGGGUGGUUAUUUUGUUUUUAAAAUUUCUUCAAGGGAAGAGGGUGAUGGGAUCUGAGGUGAGGAGGAAGCCACUAAGGAGGAUAUAGGUGGGUUUUUUUGUGGGGGGGGGUAGAUCUUCCUCUCCAGCUCCAGACUAGUGAGGAGGAGGAGCGGGAUGGGGAAUAACCCUAAACUCAGACAAGGGUUAGGCAUUGAAGAAAAGCUGGGUAGCCAGAAGUGUGCAAGACGACAAUGCCUGCAGCUGUGCUACUAACCCACUGACCAGUUCCUUGUGCAUGUGCGCUACUCUGAGAGUAGUGACUGAAUGCAGCUUACCUGGUACGUCCGUGCUCACAGAUGCAACCUGAUUUCUUACUGUUUGUUCAUAUUUAUUUCAUUUAGAUGGUACACUCCUUGGGGGCAGGGACCUUCUCUCCUCUGCCCUGUGCAGCAUCACACCCACAGCCAGCACACAAUAAACAAUAUGUAAUAAUUUAUUUAACAGUGUACCCUGUAAAAAUGAUUGAAGUAAUGGCACUCAGACACCAUGAUGAUGAGUGACCUUAUAAAAACCUAGACAGAUAAUGAUGUUUUACUAGUCAGUGUAUUGGAAUGUAUUCGUGUAUUAGAAGUGAACUCUGUAGUAAGUUAGGCAUAGAACUCUGAUCAAGGACCAGUUUGAGUUGCAUUGAUAUAUUUAAGUACUUUUUAACUUAAUUCAGUUAAUUUAAACAUUAUCCAUAUGAAGGGAAUGACAAAAUAUUUUUGUAAUGUUUUGCUACAGUAUUUCUGCACUUUGUUAAUUUUGCAUAUCUGCAUAUGUGAAUUUUAAAAUGGAACCACCUCCGAUAGUUACUAAUAUGAACAGUGGUAUAUGAAAAGCACAUAGAACAAGAAUGGUGUGUAUAUAUAUAUAUAUAUAUAUAUAUUUUUUUUUUUUUUUAAAAGCAUUUAUUCAAAAAAGUAUACACAGUAUCCUAAGCAUGUAGGUAGGCUAACAUUUUCCACAUGUUAACUAUCUUUUAAAUCACUUCGGAAUCAUUUAAGUUUUGUAAUAAAGAUAUUUUAUCUUUUAGUACUAAAAUGUUUGACAGAAGUCACUUGAAAUUAUAUCAGGCUUGGUGAGUAUGGUAGGUAAUGUAUCAAACGAUUAAGUUUCUAUUUAGGUAUUAGAUUGAUCACUGUGACUGCAGCACAGCAUAUUUCAAUAUCUGAAAUUUGUGGUGUCCCUGGUUGCUAAUUCAUUUCUGUAAUAAAUAUUAUUUUGGAAACAAACUAGUUUGGUUGCUGUAACCUACAUACUUUUUUUUU
Messenger RNA from Dermochelys coriacea (leatherback sea turtle), 8121 nucleotides. RefSeq names its product myosin VC (gene MYO5C). Lineage: Eukaryota; Metazoa; Chordata; Testudines; Dermochelyidae. The record is from RefSeq and is a predicted model, not a curated record. The transcript is spliced from 41 exons. Gene Ontology annotation, molecular function: actin filament binding; ATP binding; microfilament motor activity. Gene Ontology annotation, biological process: actin filament organization; vesicle transport along actin filament. Bases 96 to 5321 code for a protein of 1741 amino acids. Gene Ontology annotation, cellular component: myosin complex; vesicle; actin cytoskeleton.